UGACUUCCACCUCUCCUAGGUGAAGCCCACCUGACUCCUAUCUGCCGGGGUGAAGCCCACCUGACUCCUAUCUGCCGGGGUGAAGCCCACCUGACUCCUAUCUGCCGGGGUGGAGCCCAGAACCCUGGUCCUGAAUCUAUGAAAAGGCCCAUACACACCUGUGCAAUCAGUCUCCUGGCCAUUCCCAAAACCUGGUCCCAGGAUUGGAGAUUUCAUCCCUCCCAGAUCUCUUUGAAAUCUCCAGGCUCCAGAUCCCAAAACAGACCUUACAAACAAAGGAGGAAAGUGAAAAGCCACUUUCCUCCGUAUCAAACACUUACCCUGGAGCCCCUCAACCUGCCUUGUUGAGAAUCCAGGGUGACAGAUUGCCACACUGCCACAAUAGGCAUACGUUAUCUUG
Staurois parvus is the source of this 400-nucleotide messenger RNA. The record is from the annotation of a GenBank genome assembly. Lineage: Eukaryota; Metazoa; Chordata; Amphibia; Anura; Ranidae.